AUUACUCUAUCCUUCCACCCUACCCAGCAUGCAUCUCCAUCCUCUGCCCCUCUCCGUCCUCCUCCUCCUCCUGGUUGCCAAGGCAACCGUGAUGUGCGUUGUCGUGACGACAGCGCUCCACGGCUUCCGAGGCUGCGCCGUGCGAGAGUUCUCCUUCGUGGCCCAGAAGCCCGGCUGCAAGGGACUACGCAUCACCACUGAGGCCUGCUGGGGGCGCUGCCACACCUGGGAGAAACCUGUGCCGGAUCCCCCCUACAUCCAGCGACACCACCGCGUGUGCACGUACAGCCGUAUCCGCCACAUGACGGCGCGGCUGCCGGGCUGCCUGCCCAACGUCUCCCCGCUCUACCACUAUCCCAUGGCCCUGCACUGCCACUGUGCCAUCUGCUCCACACAGGACACAGAGUGUGAGACUUUCUGAGGGGCGAUGACAGCAGGAAUCUCACAUUUAAUGACAGGGAGAGUUUUUGAAAGAAGGAUACUUGAUGACUAAAGGCCUUGUGUGUAUCAUUACUCAUGUGUCUGUAUGUAAGA
Molecule: messenger RNA, 534 nt
Organism: Paralichthys olivaceus (Japanese flounder)
Lineage: Eukaryota; Metazoa; Chordata; Actinopteri; Pleuronectiformes; Paralichthyidae
Product: glycoprotein hormone beta-5-like
Biological process (GO): regulation of thyroid hormone receptor signaling pathway; G protein-coupled receptor signaling pathway
Cellular component (GO): cytoplasm; extracellular region
Molecular function (GO): hormone activity
Source: RefSeq, a predicted model, not a curated record